Messenger RNA from Colius striatus (speckled mousebird), 6205 nucleotides. It is a transcript of the gene EDC4, whose product is annotated as enhancer of mRNA decapping 4. The record is from RefSeq and is a predicted model, not a curated record. Gene Ontology annotation, molecular function: protein binding. Gene Ontology annotation, biological process: deadenylation-independent decapping of nuclear-transcribed mRNA. The transcript has 29 exons. Gene Ontology annotation, cellular component: P-body. Bases 64 to 4272 code for a protein of 1402 amino acids. Lineage: Eukaryota; Metazoa; Chordata; Aves; Coliiformes; Coliidae.
AGCGCGGGCGGCGGGCCGGGCCGGGGCAGCGCGGCGGCGGCGGCGGGAAGCGCUCAGGGCCCCAUGGCCUCCUCCUCCAGCAUCGACAUCGAGGACGCCACGCAGCACCUGCGGGACAUCCUCAAGCUGGACCGGCCGGCAGGCUCUGUGAAUGAGAACCAGAGACCAUCCAAUUCCUAUAAUGGAGACCUGAAUGGGCUGCUGGUGCCUGAGCCCAUCGUGGCUGCAGAUGGACCCUCCUUGGCAAAGCCAGUGCAUCGCAGCAUUUCCUUGGGAGCCCUGCAGGAGAAGCAAGUCAUCUGCCUUUCAGGGGAUGACAGCUCCACUUGCAUAGUGAUAUCAGCAAAAGAUGUGGAGAUAGUGGCCAGCAGUGAUUCCAGCAUCACCAGUAAGGCCAGAGGGAGUAACAAGGUGAAAAUACAGCCUGUUGCUAGAUAUGACUGGGAGCAGAAAUACUAUUAUGGCAAUCUGAUAGCUGUUUCAAACUCUUACCUGGCCUAUGCCAUUAGAGCUGCCAGCAACGGCUCUGCCAUGGUGAGGGUGCUGAGCAUCAGCACCGCAGAGCGGACGCUGCUGAAGGGCUUCACGGGUGCUGUGGCAGACCUGGCAUUUGCUCAUCUCAACUCCAACCAGCUGGCAUGCCUGGAUGAGGCUGGCAACCUUUUUGUGUGGCGCCUGGCCAUGGAGAAAGAAAAAAUCCAAGAGGAGAUCUUGGUUAACAUCAAGAGACCUGACAACACCCCACUGAACACCUCUCGAAGAAUCAUCUGGUGUCCUUUCAUCCCAGAUGAUAAUGAGGAGAGUGGUGAAGAGGGAAGUCAGACCUUGGCCUUGUUGCACGAGGACAGGGCAGAGGUGUGGGAUUUGGACAUUAUCAGAUCAAACAACAGCUCCUGGCCAGUGGAAGUGCCAAGCAUCAAAGAGGGCUUCAUCGUGGUGAAAGGCCACAGCACGUGCCUGAGUGAAGGAGCACUUUCUCCAGAUGGAACUGUGUUGGCCACAGCCAGCCACGAUGGCUUUGUCAAGUUCUGGCAGAUCUAUAUUGAGGGGCAAGAUGAGCCAAGGUGUCUUCAUGAGUGGAAACCCCACGAUGGUAGACCUCUUUCCUGCCUGCUCUUCUGUGACAACCAUAAAAAACAAGACCCAGAGGUUCCCUUCUGGAGAUUUCUCAUCACAGGAGCAGAUCAGAACAGAGAGCUGAAGAUGUGGUGCACUGUAUCCUGGACCUGUCUGCAGACUGUCCGCUUUUCUCCUGACAUCUUCAGCUCCAUGAGUAUUCUUCCCAGCCUGAAAGUCUGCCUGGACCUCUCUGCUGAAUAUCUGAUACUGAGCGACGUGCAGAGAAAAGUCUUGUAUGUGAUGGAGCUGAUGCAGAACCAAGAGGAGGGCAAAGCUUACUUCAGCUCCAUCUCAGAGUUCCUCCUCACCCACCCAGUGCUGAGCUUUGGCAUCCAGGCCGUGAGCCGCUGCCGGCUCAGGCACACUGAAGUGCUCCCAGCAGAAGAGGAGAAUGACAACUUGAGUGUAGAAGGUGCUCAGGGAGCUGGAGCUGUGGAGUCAGCAGCAGGCGUGCUGAUCAAACUCUUCUGUGUGCACACCAAGGCCCUACAGGACGUGCAGAUCAGAUUCCAGCCUCUUCACAGCCCAGAUGUGAGCACAUCCAUGCCUCCCCAUGGCUCUCAUGAAGAGUUUGCCUUUCCAGACCACAUGGCUGAUCUAGGCACAGAAGGGCUGGGAUCUGAAAAGGGCUCAGUGCAUGGCUCCCAGCCAGACCUGCGGCGUAUCGCUGACCUGCCCGUACCAGCAGACUUCCUUUCUCUCUCAAACGAUGCCAAACCUAAGCUGAUGACUCCAGAUGCAUUCAUGACACCAAGUACAUCCCUUCAACAGAUUGCUGUGUCUCCAGGCAGCAGUGUCAGUUCCCUGACUGCAGUCACAGCCAUGAGUAGCACUUCUGUCACUGAUGCCUCUAUGCCCAGGCCAGCAGAAGACUUGACUGUGAGCCCCAAGAUGCAGCUGGACACCAGCCUCACACUGAGCAGCAGUAGCAGCAGUCUCCAGACUAGUCCUAGGAGCCAUUCAGUCCUCAUCCCAGGCCUCCCUGACAAGCUGACACCAAAGGCACCUGUUCCAGUCACACCAGGAAACUCCUCCCUAGCCCUAGAACUUCAGGAGGUGGAACCUUUAGUGGUGCCCCAGGCUUCUCCCACCCGUGAGCGCUCUCCUGAUGUCAUCUCCUCAGCCUCCACCGCCCUGUCCCAGGACAUCCCCGAGAUCGCCUCGGAGACGCUGCAGCGCGGCUUCGCCCCCGCCCCGGCCGCUCUGCCCACCGAGGGGCUGGAGCCCCCUCACCACACAGACAGCAUGGCAUCUGCUGCCUCAGCCCUGCACCUCCUGUCUCCCAGGAACAGACACAACUCAGAGCAUGGCCACCACUCUUUGGACAUGCCUCCAGUGGAGGUGGACAGACUGAACGCCCCGUCCUUGCUGGAGACAGCUUUAACUCAGGAAAGCGCAGCCUCUGACGGCGUGGUGGGGCAGCCGUGGCCAGCAGCUCCUGACAUCACCAGGGAGACCAGGAACAGCAUGGCAGACAGCCCAAGGGAUGAGGUUGAAGAAAAGCACAAGAGCUCUUCCUACCAUCGCCACAGCUACCACCUGCUGCAGCAUGACAGCCAGGAUGCCAGUGCAGAACAAAGUGACCACGAUGAUGAAGUUGCGAGCUUGGCUUCCACGUCGGCUGGAUUCGGUGCCAAAGCGGCCACACAGAGGCUGCCUGUGAAGGAUUGGAAAGCCAAAGCAUCCCCCAGGGCUUCCCCAAAGCUAAAGAGGAAGGGCAAGAAAGAUGAUGGGGACAUGAACCAGUCACCAAGAUCAUCUAACAACCAGGUGACAGCAGAGUUCCAGGAUGAGCUGAUGUGCAUGUUGAGGAGCCAACAGCGGGAGCUGUCGGAGCUGAGGCAGAACCAGGUGGAGCUGCUGCAGAGGCUCACAGAUCACCUGGAUGCCAUCCAGAGCUCCCUCAUGGGCCAUGUGGAGAGGGUGAUUGACUCCCAGCAGGAGCAGGAACAGAGGAGACUGGACCGGGCACUGACGGAGGGGCAGCAGCGCAACGGGCAGCUCCAGGAGCAUCUGUCCCAGCAGCUCUCCCAGGCCCUUUCCACUGCAGUGUGUGCUCGACUGGAGAGGACAGUGAGGGAGGAGAUGAAGAAGACUGUGCCUCAAUGCAUCUCCAAGAGCAUGGACCCCAUGGCUGGCCAGCUCAGUAACACCAUUGCUGCCAAGCUCACGGCGGUGGAGGGGACGCUGAAGGAGAGUAUCACCAAGCUUGUGAAGUCAAAGAACCUCACAGACAGCAUCGUGAGGGCGACAGCAGACACCCUGCAGGGGCCCAUCCAGUCAGCCUACAGGGAAGCCUUUCAGAGUGUGGUGUUGCCAGCCUUUGAGAAGAGCUGCCAGUCCAUGUUCCAGCAAAUCAAUGACACCUUCAAGCAGGGCACACAGGAGUAUAUCCAGCAGCUUGAGACUCACUUGAAGAACAAGAAGGCACGAGAACAGGAGAUCCGGGACCCGCUGCUCAAUCAGCUUCGGCAGCUGCUCAGCACCUUCCAGAGCAGCACAGAGCAACUGGCUUCCACUGUGGCAGCCAGUGUCCAUGCUGAGGUGCAGCACCAGCUGCAUGUCAUCGUGGGCAACAUGCAGGAGUCUAUUCUGACCCAGGUGCAGAGAAUCAUUAAAGGGGAAGUGAGCAUGGCUAUGAAGGAGCAGCAAGCAGCCGUCACCUCCAGCAUCGUGCAGGCCAUGCGCUCGGCGGCUGGCACCCCCAUCCCCUCUGCCCACUUGGAUUUCCAGUCACAGCAAACACACAUCCUGCAGCUGCUCCAGCAAGGACACCUCAACCAAGCCUUCCAGCAGGCUCUAACAGCAGCUGAUCUCAACCUGGUACUGUACGUGUGUGAGACUGUGGAUACUCAGCAGGUGUUUGGGCAGCACCCCUGCCCCCUGUCCCAGCCUGUGCUGCUCUCUCUCAUCCAGCAGCUCUCCUCUGACCUGGGGACUCGGACAGAGCUGAAGCUGAAUUACCUGGAGGAAGCAGUGAUGCACCUGGACCACAGUGACCCCAUCACCCGAGACCACAUGGGGUCAGUCAUGAACCAGGUCCGGCAGAAGCUCUUCCAGUUCCUGCAGGUGGAGCCCCACAACACGCUGAGCAAACCUGCCCGGCGCCUCAUGAUCAUGCUCCAGGGCCUGGUCACCCCCAGCCUGACCUAGGACAGGACCCCCCUGCUCAGGGGCUGCUCCCUGGAAGCCCAGGCAGCAGCUCCACUAGUUACUAACCACAUAUGGCUUGUGUUAAGAGCUCUUGCCAGGAAAUCUCUCCACGUGUGUGUGAUGUCUCUCUGGCCAGUGCCAGCUGUGUAUAGUCCCCACAUAGUCACUGAACGCUCACUUGGCUUAUUUUUCCUAAACAGCCUCUUUUUUGAGGGAGUUUAAGUCUCUUCUUCACCUGCCCCUCCCUCCCUGAGCUCUGCCUGGCACCCCCUGGCCCCUGCAGCACAAGCUGCUGCGUUUAUUGCCCCUUUAGUUCAGGCUCUGCUGCUGGGAGCAGAGGAGGGAGCUGUGUGCUGAGUCCCCAGCACAGGAGCUGUCACCAGAGUUAACCACAAACUGGUUCCUUCCUCAAGGAUUCCUCCUGCUGCUGCCCUGGGCUGCAGGAGCAUGGGGGCAGGGGGGCUCUGGGGUGCCCUGAAAGAGGGAGGAUGGGGCUGUGGGAGCUGCCCCAGCCCCUGGGACUGUGCUUCAGGCCUCUGAGGCAGCUGUCCAGGGCUUUGGGGUGCAGUUCUCCAGGGUUCAGGGCUCUGGGGUGCAGCUGCCCAGGGUUCAGGGCUCUGAGGCAGCUGCCUAGGGCUUUGGGGUGCAGUUUUCCAGGGUUCAGGGCUCUGGGGUGCAGCUGCUUAAGGCUCAGGGCUCUGGGCUGUAGCUGCCCAGCGUUCAGGGCUGUGAGGUGCAGCUGCCCAGGGCUUUGGGAUGCAGUUUUCCAGGGCUCUGGGGUGCAGGUGCCCAAGGUUCAGGGCUCUGGGAUGCAGUUUUCCAGGGCUCAGGCCUCUGGGAUGCAGCUGCCCAGGGCUCAGAGCUCUGGGGGUGUAACUGCUUAAGGCUCAGCGCUCUGGGCUGUAGCUGCCCAGCAUUGAGGGCUCUGGGUGCAGGUGCCCAGGGUUCAGGGCUCUGAGGUGCAGCUGCCCAAGGCUUUGGGGUGCAGUUUUCCAGGGCUCAGGUCUCUGGGGUGCAGAUGUCCAGGGCUCUGAGGCUGUAACUGCUUAAGGCUCUGGGGUGCAGGUGCCCAGGGCUCAGGUCUCUGGGGGGAAGCUGCCCAGGGCUCAGAGCUCUGGGGGUGUAACUGCUCAGGGCUCUGGGGCUGUAACUGCCCAGCGUUCAGGGCUCUGGGGUGCAGGUGCCCAGGGCUCUGGGGUGCAGUUUUCCAGGGCUCAGGGGUGCAGAUGCCCAGGGUUCAGGGCUCUGAGGCAGCUGUCCAGGGCUUUGGGGUGCAGUUUUCCAGGGCUCAGGUCUCUGAGGUGCAGAUGCUCAGGCCUCUGGGGUGCAGCUGCCCAGGGUUCAGGUCUCUGGGGUGCAGAUGCUCAGGCCUCUGGGGUGCAGCUGCCCAGGGCUCAGGGCUCUGGGGUGCAGGUGCUCAGGCCUCUGGGGUGCAGCUGCCCAGGGCUCAGAGCUCUGGGAGUGUAACUGUUCGGGGCUCUGGGGUGUAACUGCCCAGCGUUCAGGGCUCUGGGGUGCAGGUGCCCAGGGCUCUGAGGCUGUAACUGCUUAAGGCUCUGGGGUGCAGCUGCCCAGGGCUCAGAGCUCUGGGAGUGUAACUGCUCAGGGCUCUGGGGUGUAACUGCCCAGCGUUCAGGGCUCUGGGGUGCAGGUGCCCAGGGCUCAGAGCUCUGGGGGUGUAACUGCUCAGGGCUCUGGGGUGUAACUGCCCAGCGUUCAGGGCUCUGGGGUGCAGGUGCCCAGGGCUUUGGGGUGCAGUUUUCCAGGGCUCAGGGGUGCAGCUGCCCAGGGCUCAGGCCUCUGAGGUGCAGUUUUCCAGGCCUCUGGGGUUAGUUUUACACCCAGCUUUUUCUUUUUAUCUAAAUGUUGGGUUUGUUUUGGUUUUUUUGAGAUAACCUUCAGAACAAUUCAAUAAACUUUUGGAGAAAAAACA